AUGACGAGUGUAAGAAAAGUCAGUAAAAUAUCCAGUGGUACACCAACAGUAGAUGGAGGCGGAGUUAGUUUGUUAAGAGUAAUCGGUCAAAACAAUCGAUUGGAUCCAUUUUUAAUGUUGGAUGAGUUCAGAAGCGACAACCCAGAUGAUUAUAUCGAAGGAUUUCCUUCACAUCCACAUAGAGGAUUUGAAACAGUAACUUAUAUGUUGGCAGGAAUAAUGGAACAUCAAGAUCAUAAAGGUAAUAAGGGUUUGUUGACACCUGGUUCAAUCCAAUGGAUGACAGCGGGUCGUGGUAUCAUUCAUUCUGAGAUGCCAAAGCAAGAGAAUGGCCUCAUGCAAGGUUUUCAACUUUGGAUUAACGCAAGUAUAGGAUAUUAUUAUAAAAUAACAUUUAAACCUCGCUACCAAGAUAUUCCACCCGAGAGAAUCCCGGUGGUCUCCGAAGUCAAUGGUUCCAAAGUAAAGGUGCUCGCUGGAAAAUAUAAAGAUGUAACCGGACCGGUCUCUGGCAUUGAAACCGAACCAAUUUAUCUAGACGUUGAACUCGUACCUGGAUCUACCUUCUCCGAAGAGAUUCCAGUUGGUCAUUCCGCAUUUGUCUAUGUUUUCAAAGGUUCCUGUAAAUUUGGACCAUCGCAACAACAGCGAGAAGUCGGACAGUCUAACAUGGCAGUAUUGGAUGGCGGUGCUGGCGAAACCUCAAUGGAAGCAUUCUCAGAGAAAGGCUGUCGUUUCCUACUGGUCAGUGCAAAACCAAUCAAUGAACCAAUCGAACAAUACGGUCCAUUCGUAAUGAACACGAAACAAGAGUUAAUGCAAGCAUUCGAUGAUUAUCAAAAUGGAAGAUUUUAA
This is a messenger RNA of Heterostelium album PN500, 855 nucleotides long. RefSeq names its product pirin family protein. The transcript is spliced from 3 exons. Bases 1 to 855 code for a protein of 284 amino acids. Lineage: Eukaryota; Evosea; Eumycetozoa; Acytosteliales; Acytosteliaceae. The record is from RefSeq and is a predicted model, not a curated record.